Spirodela intermedia is the source of this 5768-nucleotide messenger RNA. Lineage: Eukaryota; Viridiplantae; Streptophyta; Magnoliopsida; Alismatales; Araceae. The record is from the annotation of a GenBank genome assembly.
AUGGCUAGGCGACUUACUUCUCGUGAGUUCUCCCAUUUACACCAGUUAUCAAAUUAUUUUUCCUCUUCGAUCCGCCGUUCUCUCUCUCUCUCUCCUCCUCCUCCUCCCCCUUGUCGGGCCGCAACGGGCCGGGCCAAGUUUCCGGGCUUUCUCCGGGCCCUUACCGAGCGAAGUGGUCGCGCCGGGGCCCGGAUCGGCCCGUUUAUAUUUAAGACCCCUCCCCGCCCAGCCCCAAACCCUAGAGCGGCGUCGCCAUUCUGAGAGGAACGAGUCGGCGGCGCGGGGCAGCGCAGAGGGAGGGCGGCGUGCCGGCGAAGGAGCGAAAAUGAAGACGAUUCUCUCGUCCCAGACGAUGGACAUCCCCGAGGGGGUCAAGAUCAAGGUCAAGGCGAAGAUCGUCGAAGUUGAGGGACCGCGGGGGAAGCUCACCCGCAACUUCAAGCACCUCAACCUCGACUUCCAACUCAUCGAAGAGGGUAGGAAGCUGAAGGUGGACGCCUGGUUCGGCACCAGGCGGACCAUGGCCGCCAUCAGAACUGCUAUUAGCCACGUCCAGAACCUCAUCACUGGGGUGACCUCCGGGUACCGGUACAAGAUGCGACUCGUGUAUGCUCACUUUCCCAUCAACGCCAGCAUCAACGGCAGCAACAACGCGAUCGAGAUCAGAAACUUCCUUGGAGAGAAAAAGGUAUAAAUCUCGGCCGCGACCUCCAUCUCCAAUACUGUCUUCUUGUUUCGUGAUUUCCAGCAUUGGGAUCUGGCUCGUUAUUUUUUAGUCCUGUUCGAUAAUUGCCUCAAUCGAUAAAAUUGUGGUGCAGAAGUGGUCAUUGUUUGUCUUCCAAUGGUUAGUCCGAGCUACAUGUAUUUUUCCGAUAUACGUUGUGGUGGAUAUUUCCCGAGAACUGCCAAGCUGAGAUGAAUCCUUCUUUGCGAAAAAGAAAGCCGUAUACUAAGUAUUUGAAUGAAUACAUGUCAAAAUCAUUCCGAAAUCCUACAUAUUCUAAAUGCAUAUUUUUCACCUGACGGUCAUUUAUCUUUGAAAGUCCUCUUGACAGCUCCCUCUGAUGUCCCUCCCUUGUCUUAUGUUGUACUGCUUUUAGUCUGUUCGGUUAAUAUCUCAACUGUGAAAUGUUUUGUGCAGAAGUAGUCCUCGCUCGUCUAUCCCGCUUAUUUGAUCCGUAGCAAUUUUCCUGGCAUGCCAUUAUUUCCAAGAUUCAUAUCUUCUGAAACCCGAGCUGAAUAGGUUUUUUCUGUACGCGUUUAAUGGGCUUGGCCUAGUUUCUGUGGUAAUGAGCAGUUCGUUCGUAGUUGCACCGAAACCAGUGAAAGAUCGAACCUUGUGCACUCUCUUCUGUUCAUUUGUGUUGGCUGACUUCGCGGCAUCAGUACUGAACCCAUCAUCCAUAUCAUAAACUCUUUUUAUGCAUUCUCUCUACCAGCUAAGAUCGGUGAAAUCCCUCAUAAGUAAACUGAGAACACUGCUUUGUAUGAGCAGCCGUCAGCUUUGUUGGGGAGGUGAGGUUAUCAGAAUCCUUUUUGCACCUCGGGUCCCCCUUCUGUAAGAAGACUUCUCAGAUAGAACUCUGAGGAAAAUUAUCUGUCAGGCAGGGAUUGGUGAUUCGGAGCUUUUUUCUGGGUUUCCUCUCAAUACGUAAUUAGGGUUUACAAGUAGAAGAAACCUGGUUUCAGUCCGCUCAAUUAGGCCAGCUGAUGAUGAUCUUCGACGACUCAUCAUUGAAUCCAGCGCAUUUUGAGUUUCCCGUGUUAUUUUUUGUUUCAGGUUCGCAAGAUCGACAUGCUUGAAGGAGUGAAGAUCGUCCGGUCCGAGAAAGUGAAGGACGAGCUUGUGCUCGAUGGCAAUGACAUCGAGCUUGUUUCUCGCUCCGCCGCCUUGAUAAACCAGGUUCCUAGUUCAUUAUUCUUCCUUCGUUAUCUUCCCUACCGUGGCCAAGGAUGAUGGAUACUGGUUUUUCUGAGACUAGUGCUCAAUAAUCACCUUCUCUUGCAGAAAUGCCACGUGAAGAACAAGGAUAUCCGGAAAUUCUUGGACGGCAUCUACGUUAGUGAGAAGGGCAACAUUGCAGAGGAAGAGUGAGGAUGUGCGCCGGCUGAGUUCGUUCAAAUUCUCUCUCUAGGGGGGUCACAUUAUCAUUAAUAUUAUCAUAUGAAAAGAUUAGGUGAGAAACUUUUGAGAUUAGGGUUUUGGAGACUGCUGCUUCUGGUUGUGGCAUUAAAUCCCGGAAUUGAGUUCUUUUUAUCUCUGAUUUACUGCGUGUUUGUUUGUCCCGGAGAUUCUUCAGUGCGACUGUUUCAUCUCGUUUCCUAGUUCACUAAAAUUCUGGAGAAUAAAAUUUGGGGCAGAUUGUUGUUUCGACGCCCAUUAUCCAGCCUGUUAGCUGUGGCUUUGGAGGCUGUGCCCUGCCCUGUCCAGCCACCGGCCCGUGGGGAGUCGUCGGGUGGGAAGAUUGUCCGGGAGAGAUACAGCUAGAUACAGAGAGAGAGAGAGAGAGAGAGAGAGAGAGAGAGAGAGUGGACUUUGUAGAUACUUAAAAUUAUAAAUAUUACACAUUAUAUCAUUCAAAAAAUGAUUUAAAACCAUUAAUCUAGAAAUGAAGGUCAUAAAUAUAUGCUUUAAUAUUUAAUUUACGGCACAUUUUCGUUAGUUUCUCAAACCACUCUAAAGCAAGGACGGGAGAUAUUACACUGGGAAUCAGAGGCUUUAUCAUGAUUUUGAUUAAAACAAAUUUAUGAUAAAAAAAUACUAUUUGUUUGAAAAUAUCACCCUAAUUCCAUUUAUGGUGGAUUUGAUGAGUCACAUAGACACCUAUAUUUCAUUGGCACAAAUAACACCAACAACAAGAAUAAUGAAAUAAUGGAGAGAAAAAUAAAUUAAAAAAAUGGAGCCAUUGUCUACUAUCAAUAACCAUCCCCACUAUGUAUGCUUGAUUCCUAGUGGCGAUCUAUAAGCAUGAUGCCUCAGGACCAGUAGGCCUGUUAUUGUCUUAAAUAUUACUUUCAAUGAUCAGGAUUUUUUCUGAAAUAAAGGUGUGGAUUGAAUUGAGAGUAAAGUAAUUAAAUAUUAGGGAGAAAAAUAAAUUAAAAAAAUAUAUCCAUUGCUUACUAUCAAUAACCAUCCCCACUAGGUAUUAGUGAUCCCUUUAUGACAAUCAAUGAGCAUAAUGAGCCAGAAACAAUUGAUAUCUAACAUGUUAUAUAUUACUCUCAUUGACGAGCAUUUUUUCUGAAAAAAAAAAAGUAUGAACUGAAUUGCACCUAUUAGUUUAUUGUCUCCGUUCAUCAUCCAGUGAUGAAUAUUAUUUAUUUCCUAAGACCCAAGUAAGGUUCUUCUCAAGGGUUGAACCAAAAUCUUAAAACUAUUUAUUUUUAAAAAUUAUAAGUAUUUAUUUUUAAAUCAUUUAUGAUUCAUGUUGCCUAUAAAUCAAAGUAUUGCAAUCUAGAAAUGCCCAAAAUAUUCAAAUUUAGGCUCUCAAAUGCUAAUAUUUCACUACAUAAGCACUCCCAUUAUUCUCAAUAUCCAUUGUUUGAACUUGUUCUUCAACAUUUGAUUUAGGAGUAUGAAACAAUGGUCAACAUUCACAAUUGACUCAUAUUACUUUAGACAGCGUCAUUGUACGGUUAGGGACAUAAGAAUUUCUUUAAGAAAAGGAAGAUGAGCUGAGGAUAACUAUACAUAUAGUGGCUACACUAAACUUAGUGGCCAUCCUUGAUUUUUUCCCAAGGUUGACUUGUCACUCUUGAGGCAGUCAACUUGAAUACGACAAGUAUGAGGGCCUCCCACUUUCCACUACGGUUACCUCAUGGCUAGUAGGGGCAGUCUCCCUUAGUUCCAUAGUCAGAAAGAGUUAGGCUUGUGGGAAUAUACUUUGUUUCUCCAUCUCUCUUAGAUAUUCUGAUCCUUUGAGACCUUUAGAUUUUGCCACAAGCACCAAUCUUCACAAAUCAAUAAAUUUCAUUAUCAGAGGACCAAGGAGGAGACGGUGGUUUUGGUAAUUGUUUUAUAUCUAAUUACUAGUCUGGUAGUUGCUUGGGCUUAAGAGGAGGCACCAUGAGAACAUAUGGGAAGGGAGGUGGGGUGGAGGUAUCAGUCAGUGGUGGACAAUCUGACCAUUAAUAUUAUAGAGGGUUCAAAUUUCUACCAUAUUUCUAUAGUGGCGACAUAAGUAGUCAAUGACAUAAGAGUGGAGAUAAUAUCACAAACUAUGCUGGGAUAUUUGGGGAAUGAUCAUCUUGGGUUUACGGUAGAUAGAUACUCAGAUCUUAGUCCAAUGAGUUAGUGGGGAUUUAAACUAGGGCCAAUGAUGUCUUUGGUCCCACGUUAGUUGUAAGUGAGUUGAAAGAAGAGUGAUGUUCUCUCCCCCUCAAAGGUAUUCUGAAGGUCUGGCCAUGAAGUCAAGAUGUGCAAAGGUGUUUCGAGACUGAAGGGCUCUUAGAGACGAUCUCUAGAAGGAAGCUUGACCUGUCAGUGACCGUUGAUGUGGCAGGUUUCUCUGAACCUCGUAAAUCUGGUGUGUUCAUUGUUCUCACUAUUCUCUUCCUCUCUCUCUCUCUCUCUCUCCCUCUCUCUCGUGUUUCGUUUUGUAUUAGGCUUCCUCUAUACAACUGGGGGGAGAUGAGGAUGGUUAGGUUCCCAACUGACCGUGCUCGCGAGGAGACUCGUAGCGUGGUAUGGGAGCCACUCUGACCCUCAACAAGCUAUAUGCUUAGCUAUAGGCAUAAGCGGUCUUAAGGCCUAGCUAAUGAGUCGUUGACUUUGUUGUUUCUUUGUGCCCAUAAGCCAGACCAAUGACUCUAUGCAAUCAACUAUGUACUGAUGGUCAACGACUUGCUCUACUGUGAAUACUGCCAGAAACUAACCUCCCCUCCCUCAUCACACUAUUUUUCCUACAUGGUAUGACAUUUCUCGUCUCCCAUGUCAUUUGAGAUAAAGUAUUACUUCAAAGAUGAUGCUUUUUUACAUUGUUAAUAAUGGUCAGACAUCGAUUUAGUACGAGUUUAAACAACCGAUUAAACACUUAUCCUCUCUCGUUUCAUAAUUAAUUGGCAUCGAGUUUGAUGGCCAAAAAACUCAGACGAUGGAUAUGAACUAUGGGUUUGCACCAUUAAUAUCACCAGAAUUUUCUAGGUCCUGGUCUCGAAGAUGGGCUACUCAUCCGAUCAAUGUAACAAUAUUUAUUCGACUAUAGAUGUUGUGUUACAAGUGCGGCAGAGCGACGCUUAUUUCACCUACACGAUAAGAAGCAUGCAAAGAGGAAAAUCGAGCACUUGAAAGGACUGACGAUGGACUGAGUGAGCCAUGGAGAAUGUCGAUGCAGUAUUAGGGAUGACGACUGCGCCUCUGUGAAUUUUCUCACGGAUGUCCUCCAGCUCCGCCGCCGUAUCCAGACCCAUAUCCAGAGCCGUAGCCCGAACCAGAGCCGGACCCACCUCCGCCACCGCCUCCGCCUCCCCCCCCUCCUCCACCACCGCUUCCAUAAGCUCCGUUGCCAGCACCGGACCCAUAGCCAGAACCGCCGCCGGACCCGUAGCCCGAGCCACUUCCGUUCCCACUUCCGCCACCGCCUCCACCGCCGCCGCCACCUCCUCCGCCGCUUCCGUAGCCUCCGCCGUUGGCACCCCCAGCACCGUACCCAGAUCCCCCACCCGACCCAGAUCCAUACCCGCUCCCGCCUCCAACCCCACCGCCACCGCCACCGCCACCGCCACCGCCGCCGCCACCACCACCGCCACCGCCACCCCCUCUUCCAUAG